AUGGCACCAAAGCGGUUCCCACGCACACCUGCGGUGUUGUUUGCAGCUACGUUGGCUGCCACAACGUCCGCCAUCGACUUCUCAGGUCAGAAUGACGUCACCCAGACUGCAGGCACAGUAGCGCCCGGAGGCGACACACCAACGACGAAUGCCGCUACUGGAGCGAGCGGCUUCGGGAAUUUCGAUUCUCCGAUGCAGUGGGAGGCCUCGUCCUCUAACAAUGUGCCCACGACUGCUCCCAUGGUCACACCUAGCGGUAGUGGAGGCUGGUCUCAACCAACGAUGCCGGAAACGCCGUCGGUUUAUUCAGCGGGCAGCGGGCAGUCAAGCGGGAGCAGUCAAACUUGGUCUCAGCCUACGACGCCAGAUACCCCUACGGUGUGGACACCAACCAGCGGACAAUCAAGUGGCACUGGUAGUCAGGGGUGGGCGCCUCCGACCUCAAGCGGUAGUGGAAACCAGGGCUGGACGCCACCGACAUCAGGUGGAAGUGGCGAACAGGGCUGGACUCCGCCAACCUCAGGUGGUAGUGAAAACCAGGGCUGGACACCAACAAGUGUUCAAGGAAGCGGAACUGGAGACCAAGGGUGGACGCCGACGGGAAGCGGAAAUGGAGACCAAGGACUGUCGCCUUCAUCCAACGCCGGACCGCCUUCAACCGGUGACUCCAGUGGGUACGACGAUGGAACACUGGGUGUGGAUUGCAGUGGGUCAAGCGAAGGCGGGGUGUCUCCCGGCUAUGAUAUGAGUCUCGAAUGCAGCGGCUCGGACGAAGAUAUGAACCCUGACAACGACUACAGUCUAGAGUGCAGUGGCUCCGACGAGGAGGAACCGUCUGUGUCGACUUCGACGGCAGGCUCGUCAAAUACCACCCCGUCCACGACGACGGCUCCAACCACCUCUAGUGAAUCCGAAGACCAAGGCUCUUCGGACGCGGCUACCUCGGGAGGGAUCGAAGAGCCCACUCCUGCGACGUCGACGGAGUCUAGCGGAACCGGUGACCAAGGCUGGUCGCAGGCGACUCAAAUCUCUUCGGCGUCGUCAUCUAACACUGAAUCGUCCUCAAAUACUGCUCCGUCACCCGACGCUGAGACGACGUCGCUUGUCCCCGACGAGGUGGACAGCGGGCCGUUCGCUAAGCUCCACGCUAAACACGCUCGCAUGCUCGUGCACGAGAAUGUAUGGGCGAUCAUGGCCACCACGUCCGUCACGUUCGGAGGAUCAGCGUUCGCAAAUGUCGUUUCCUACAGUGAUGGUGUUGGGCUAGCCAAGGAGGACGCAACUGGAACAUUGUUCUUCUACCUGUCAGCCGAUGACUUCACAGCGAUGGACUUGAAGGCGAAUCCGAACGCGACCGUGGCACUGUCAAAAGCCCAAGGGGGAGCGAAAUCUUGCCUCAUGGACGCCGAAGACCCAACGUGCUGGCGACUCUCGAUGACAGGGAGAGUUGUUCCAGUUAAGGAGAACCAACGGAACUACGCCGAGCGUGCUGUCUUCUCCAAACACCCGCAGAUGAAACACUGGCCGAAGCGCCAUGACUUUAGCUUCUACGUGAUGGAGAUCGAGCACAUUGUGUUCUUGGACUUCUAUGGCCCUGCACAGCACAUCCCAGUCGGUGACUACUACAAGAUCAAGCUGUAA
Messenger RNA from Phytophthora nicotianae INRA-310, 1641 nucleotides. RefSeq lists its product as hypothetical. Bases 1 to 1641 code for a protein of 546 amino acids. The record is from RefSeq and is a predicted model, not a curated record. NCBI's taxonomy places the organism in Eukaryota, Oomycota, Peronosporomycetes, Peronosporales, Peronosporaceae. The transcript is spliced from 5 exons.